Coniosporium apollinis CBS 100218 is the source of this 1650-nucleotide messenger RNA. RefSeq lists its product as uncharacterized. Gene Ontology annotation, cellular component: membrane. The coding region runs from base 1 to 1650 and encodes 549 amino acids. The transcript has 3 exons. The record is from RefSeq and is a predicted model, not a curated record. Gene Ontology annotation, biological process: transmembrane transport. Lineage: Eukaryota; Fungi; Ascomycota; Dothideomycetes. Gene Ontology annotation, molecular function: transmembrane transporter activity.
AUGUCUCGCACGUCAAUUGAGCUCGUUCCGCAAGUCACCUAUCCAGCCUCCGUAGCUCUGCCAGCCCCGACCGCAAACACUGGAUCCACCUACUCAAUCGCAACGCGCCAGUCUGAAUCAAAUGAUGACGAUCGACGCACUCUUACAGAGGUAGUCUCUGCCGGGCGGAAAGACCUCUCAAAGGGGACAACGGCAGUGGUCAUCACCUCGGUGACAUGUAUCACUGGGAUUAGUAGCCUUCUAGCGGGUUUGGUUACGGUUGGGCUUCCUACGAUUGCAAAAGAUUUGAAUAUACCACCGGCUCUUGAGUUAUGGCCCGCCUCCAUCUACGCCCUGACAUGCGGUUGUACGCUCCUCUUAUCCGGCGCUGUCGCCGACGUAGUCGGCUGCCGUAUCAUGUAUCUCAUCGGAUGCGUCUUACAAUCCGUCUUUACGCUGGCGUGCGGUCUCUCCAAGAACGGCACCCAGCUGAUCGUGUUCCGAGGGUUGGCGGGCAUCGCUAUAUCGUUCUGCCUCCCAUCGGCCGUCAGUAUCAUCACCAACACCCUACCUGAGGGGAGGCCGAGGAACAUUGCUUUCGCAGCCAUGGGCGGAGGGCAACCCAUCGGAUUCUCCCUGGGUCUGGCACUCGGGGGUGUCUUCGCCGAUAGUAUAGGUUGGGAAUGGGGAUUCCACAUUGCCGCCAUCAUCAACAGCGUGAUCUUCGUCGUGGCGUUAUGGGGUUUGCCCAAGAAUAUUGGUGAGGCAGCCGCUGUAAGCUGGCAGCGCCUGGCUACCGACGUUGAUUGGAUGGGCGCCGCCCUUGCCAGCAUCUCGUUGGCCAUGUUUUCCUACGUCCUUGCCACCCUAUCCAGCAGUACCUCAAACAUCAAAGUCCCCACCAACAUCGCUCUCCUCACCACCGCCAUCCUCCUCGUCCCCGCUUUCAUCCUCUGGGUCGGUCGCCAGGAGCGCCUAAACCGGCCCGCGCUGAUCCCCAACUCCCUAUGGCGGAACCGCGUCUUCACAGCGAUCUGCAUCGCCGUCUUCCUAACCUGGGGCGCGUUCAACGCCGUCGAGAACAUCCUCACCUUCUACUUCCAGUACGUGCAGCAGAUCAGCGCAAUCCAGACCUCUCUACGAUUUCUCCCCGCCCCCGUCUCCGGCGCGCUCACAAACCUCGUCAUGGGGCUCGUCGUGCACCGCAUGCGCGCCGACUGGGCCGUGUCCAUCGCCACGGCGGUCAGCUGUGUCGCGCCGCUGGUGAUGGCAGUCGUGAACCCGCAGUGGAGCUACUGGACCGCGCCAUUCUGGGCGGUUUUCUUGAACCCGAUUGGCGCGGACACGUUGUUUACGAUCUCGAACCUGCUUAUCACGUCCGUCUUUCCGUCGAAGACGCAGGGGUUGGCGGGCGGUGUGUUCAACACGAUUGCUCAGAUCGGGAAGAGCGUGGGGCUUGCGACUAGUGCGGUCGUUGCUGCUAGUGUUACGGCGCGUAUGAGGGAGGGCGGGGACAAGGUGGGAGAGGGACAUGGGGGAGCGUCGCCGGAGAGCCUGAUGGUUGGAUAUAGAGCGACAUUCUGGUAUGUGUUCGCGCUCGGGAUAGCAACGCUGGCGGUGAGUAUUUGGGGGUUGAGAAAGAUCGGAAAAGUGGGCGUCAAAAGAGAGUAG